Molecule: messenger RNA, 1410 nt
Organism: Talaromyces atroroseus
Lineage: Eukaryota; Fungi; Ascomycota; Eurotiomycetes; Eurotiales; Trichocomaceae
Product: putative dipeptidase
Exons: 3
Coding region: 1-1410 (469 amino acids)
Biological process (GO): proteolysis
Molecular function (GO): metallodipeptidase activity
Source: RefSeq, a predicted model, not a curated record
AUGGAGACUUUGAAUACCAGAGCAGCUGCCGUGGCUUCAGAUAUUCUUACUUCUCAGGAAUCCAACCAAGCAGUAGUGUUGUCAGGAGCAGUGACGGCGUCCAGAUCUCAACGAGGCUGGCUCUUUGGCAUCGGCACCCUGGGUAUCCUUCUCGCAAGCGUACUUAUUAGCCCCUGGACAGCGACACAAGAAGCCCCGGCUCCCAUCGACCCUACAGACUACGCUGCGCGAACGAAGCAUGUCCUCAGCACAACGCCACUAAUCGAUGGACACAAUGACCUUCCUUAUUUGAUCCGCAAUGAGUUGAAGCAUCAAAUCUACAAUGACAAAUUCACAUUCAACACGGGCCUUCUAAGUAACACCGAUCGGCAGAAGGUGCGAGAUGGCAUGCUGGGAGGACAGUUCUGGUCAUGCUAUAUCCAUUGCCCCAAGGAUAGUGAGACGAAGGAGGAUGUCCCGCUGGACGAACCCACUUGGACACUUCGUGACACCCUCGAGCAGAUCGAUAUAACGAAACGCUUUGUUAACGAAUUCUCGGAUAUCUUCCAGUUCUGCUCCAACUCAACUUGCGCACGGGAGGCCUUUGCAAACGGCAAAGUCGGCAGCUUCAUUGGCAUCGAGGGAGCUCAUCAAAUCGGCAAUUCACUUGCAUCAUUAAGGCAGCUGUACGACCUCGGCGCACGAUAUAUCACGACUACACAUAACUGUGACAACGUCUUCGGUACUGCAGCCAGUACUGUGACGGCCGGUCGGGAGGACAAGGGACUCACUCCCUUUGGCGAAGAGUAUGUUGCCGAAAUGAACCGCCUAGGCAUGAUGCUCGAUCUGUCACAUGUAUCUCAUGAAACAAUGCGCGACGUACUGCGGCUCAGUGAAGCCCCCGUCAUAUUUUCACACACCGGCGCAUAUGCACUUUCUAAGGUGUUGCGAUUUGCGCCUGAUGAUGUCUUAAAAGCAACCGCUGAAAAGGGAGGUAUCAUCAUGAUCACUUUCGUCAAUCGGUUUUUGAGACCGGACAAUCCAGACGCGGCGACAAUCCACGACGUUGUCGACCAUAUAUGGCAUGUUGCCCAACUUGUUGGAUGGGAUUAUGUGGGCGUGGGCUCCGACUUCGACGGAACGCCUGUCACUCCACUAGGCUUGGAGGAUGUUUCAAAAUACCCCCGUCUAGUCGAGCUGUUGAUGGAACGAGGAGCAACAGACGAGCAGCUUCGCAAAUUUGCCGGCGAAAACAUCCUCCGAGUAUGGGCAGAGGUUGAAAAGGUGGCUGAGCGCAUUCAAGCUGAAGGAAGAAAGCCCAAUGAAGCUUAUUGGGAAGGGAGAACUUGGGUACGAAGCGACAUGAACGCGCCCAUCAUGUUCAGGGAUAGCCUUGGAAAGAGAGUCCCGAGUUAUCUGGGCAACCCCUAG